AAAAGAUUUAACGAUUAAUCAAUAGCCAAUGUGACUGAAAUCAAGAUAUAAGUCUUGUGAAACUUUGCAUUUGUUAAAGAAAGACAUUCGCUUAAUGUGGUACGUUAGUCAGCAAUAUGGUUUUUCGUGAAAGGACAAGUGUGAUUGCCAUUUACUUUCUACUUUUGGACUUUUAGCCUUCAAAUUGUUGACCACAGCCCUAAGAAUCUCUUAGUUAACUCUGUGUUGUUCAAAAUUUUGUUAUCCUACCAAACACUGAAAUGAACUAUUGAAAUUAUUCUACACAGUGUGAAAAGAAAACAAUAAUAAUACAGAAAUUAUUAAUUGAUGUCCGAGAAGGAAUUUUACGUGAAAUUCUAAAUAUAGAUGAUAUCAUAUUCUAUGGAUUUUAUACUGGGCGAAUUCUAAGGACACAACUGUUAAACUAUUGAUACACAUCAAAGACAUCUGGAAUUAAGCUUAAUAAAGCUUACAUUAUUUAGGGCUAACAUUAAUACAAUUUUUUAUAUGUUAUGAAUUUGAUCGUGUUAUUGAAUAAUAUAAGAUGUCGGACAAUAAAACAGAAAAGUAUAUCAUGCAAACAUUUCUGCUUUCAUGGAUUGUACUAACUACAGCAACACCAUCAAUAUUUUUGAGAAGUCAAGGUGAUUGUGAUCCUAACAUUCCAUCAAGAAUUGUUCCUCUGUCUCUUAAUUUUGUUGCGGAUGUGGAUGGAAUCAAAUCAAACGUUUGUGGUGAAGGAGAGUAUCUGGACUGGUUUGAAUGUAAACCCUGUGAAGAUGGAACAUUCAUGACACCAAAGAUGGCACAAGAAGGGAAACUUUCACAUUGUCAGAAGUGUUACGAGACAAGAAUGGCGAGUGCCUUUUAUCUAUAGAAUAAUUGCCAGGUUUUCAUAUUCAUCUUGCUUUUCUUUUCUGUAGUUUUGACAAAAUAAACUCACAAGAGGGAUAAGAGCGUUUUAAUAGAGCGGUAAAUACGUACCCGCAACUCCCCCAUUUUAAAACGGGAUUUAAAGUGUAGCAAAAUUAGGGGAGAGGUAUUUUUUUUUAAAUUUUUUUUUUCUCCCUCUAGUACGAGAUUGUUGUAGAACCGUGCACCAAGACAAGAGACGCUACAAUCAUGUGUGAAGACGGAUAUUAUAGAAAUGACGUACCGGGAACAAUCUGUCAGUCUGAAUGUAGACCAUGUGACGUGUGCGGUCUGGGCAGGAAUAUGUUCAAGAACUUUGAAAUACGUGAAUGCAUCGGGUACCAAAAUACAAUAUGUUGUAGCAGUGCCGACAUGCAUGUGGUGAAUGGUGAAUGCAUUCUUCAAACUACAACAACGGUUUUAACAGCUACAACAGCUACAAACGACACAUCUACACGCCCCUUAUAUACAUUUUCUGACGUUACACAUUCACAAACUAAUGCACAUCCUUCUUAUAAGACUCUAAAUCAAAGUUCAACGCUAUUUUUAAUGAUUACAUAGGUGAGGUUGGCAUUUGUUUCUAAAUAAUCUUUGCGUUUUUGUUCAAAUAACAUAGACAUUCUCAAGCAAUGAUUUAGUGCUUUAGUAUUUUUAAUAGAAAAUAAAAUGUUGUGAUGAAAAUUUUUGCUACUGCUGUAAUAGUGUACACAUGUGUAAGGAUUAACAUAGUACUGAGGUUCAAUGAUUUACAAAUGUUUAUUUUUGACCAAAGUACUUUAGUGUCCAUGAAAAAUACCAAAUUUCUGCGUGUUGAAUUUAUUAAUAUAUAUCAAGACAAUUACAUUUUUUUGUUGGCCAAUUAAAUUUAUUUUGUGACAUCGAAUAUGCAUAUCUUUUAACAGCUUCUUUAUAAUACAUCUUGAUAUCAUUAGAACAC
Molecule: messenger RNA, 1849 nt
Organism: Lymnaea stagnalis (great pond snail)
Lineage: Eukaryota; Metazoa; Mollusca; Gastropoda; Lymnaeidae
Source: the annotation of a GenBank genome assembly